Molecule: messenger RNA, 339 nt
Organism: Lactuca saligna
Lineage: Eukaryota; Viridiplantae; Streptophyta; Magnoliopsida; Asterales; Asteraceae
Source: the annotation of a GenBank genome assembly
AUGAACCAGUUUGGUACUAAUAUACAAGUAUUGUCUGGUAAAAUUAGUAGUUAUAAGGAGGACAACUAUUCAGAUGUAUCAAACAUGUCAAUGGAAAUGGAUGAUUGUAUUAACCUAACUGACUUCAUGAGUCCAUUGAAGAACAAUAUGGAAGGAGUAACCUAUGAAAGAGUAAGUCAGGAAAAUGAUAAUGAAGCUGCCACAUAUGAUGAUGUCCCAAAAUAUGAUGAAGAUGAUAAUGUCCUAGUUGUUAGUGUUAAAACAAGGUUCAAUGAAGAUGUACCUUGGAAGAAGCAGUUGCACAUUCUAGGUAUGAGAUUUACCAAUCCUAAACAAUAG